AUGGGAGACCGUGGAGCACACAUGAACCGACAUCCCCGUAGAAACGCCGAUCGAGGCAACGAGGAUUAUCGGCGGGAUCCACGUGAUGUUGAAGAGAUCGCACGUCUGCAGCAAAGAGUCCGGGACCUUGAACUGCAGCGAGGGGUCCGUUCCGAUGAAGAAACCGAGACCGACUCCAUUAACUGGGAUGACGGAGUCGUUGAGAACAACCCGUUUGACUAUGAUGAUAGGUGGAAUCCUUUUGCAAGAAGAGAACCGAGAGCUGAUCCAUUCAGGAACUUGGGAGUCAAAAUUGAUGUACCAGAGUUCGAUGGAAGGGCUGAACCUGAUGUGUUUAUUGAUUGGCUUCAAACCGUCGAACGCAUCUUCGACUUACGCGACAUUCCUGAUAAAUACAAGGUAAAACUUGUAGCAAUUAAACUUCGAAAUUACGCGUCUUUGUGGUGGGAACAUGUUAAAAAAAAGAGGGCUCAAGAGGGACGUUCUAAAGUUAAAACAUGGGACAAGAUGAAGAAACUCCUUCGUGAGAAGUUUCUUCCACCUAAUUUUCGCCAGGAGGCAUUUUUAGAAUAUCAUAACAUCUCCAAACGGUCGACUACCGUUGAGGAAUUGAUCUGUGAGUUUGACAGAUUACGGAUGAGAUGUGCUGUUGAAGAGGAGGAGGAACAAAUUAUUGCUCGUUUCUCCGGGGCUUUACGACCUGAGAUCGCCGACGUUGUACAACUGCAGCCCUAUUGGUCUUUUACUGAUGUGUGCCAACUAGCUCUAAAGGUGGAGAAACAAUUGAAAGCUAAAGCCAAACCCACGUUACCCCGGUCGAGCCCAAUCAAAGCCGACAACCUUAAAGGGUUUCGGGGAUACCUACUGGAAGCAGAUUCAAUGCAAGCAAAAGCGAGGGAGCAACAUCUUCCAAGACACCCACCGUUACCGCUCCUCAUUACCCUCACGGAUGAAACCCUGCCUGUUUAUGAUACGGAAGAAGACCAACCUGAAGAGGUUGAAACUGAAGUGGUGUAUCCGGACAAGGGUGAAACUCUUAUAGCUCAACGGGUUCUCAGCACUAAUCCGAAUCAUGAAGUCAAAGAUAAUCUCUGGCUCCGCAACAACAUUUUUCGAACCCGCUGCAUGGUAAAAGGCAAGGUAUGUACCAUUAUAAUCGAUGGGGGCAGCUGCAAGAAUAUGGUGGCCACAGUUAUGGUUGAAAAGUUAGGCCUUAAAUUCGAAGACCACCCCGACCCUUACCAGCUAACGUGGCUAAAAAAAGGUAAUGUCGUGAAGGUUAAACACAGGUGCCUUGUUCAGUUUAGCAUCGGGACCCGUUAUUCGGAUGAUGUGUGGUGCGAAGUCGUUCCGAUGGAUGCAUGUCACUUCUUGUUGGGGCAACCGUGGCAGUAUGAUAGGCGCACCAAACACGACGGGUUCCUCAAUACUUACAGUUUUAAGAAAGAAGGGGUUAAUGUCCAACUUGUUCCACUGGAUAUACGUGACACCGGAACCGAAGCCCUGGUCCUUACCAAAUCAGCGUUCCUGGAUUUUACAUGA
This is a messenger RNA of Helianthus annuus (common sunflower), 1542 nucleotides long. RefSeq lists its product as uncharacterized. The transcript has 2 exons. The coding region runs from base 1 to 1542 and encodes 513 amino acids. Lineage: Eukaryota; Viridiplantae; Streptophyta; Magnoliopsida; Asterales; Asteraceae. The record is from RefSeq and is a predicted model, not a curated record.